UUUCGGGGAAAAACGGCGUCGCGCUGUCACCAGCGAGUACGUGACGAUUGUGACAACAGGAUGGACAUCGUGGCGACGAUUCGGUGCUCGCGCAACGCGCUGUCGACGAAACGUUGCUGAGUGCGUCGUGCGUCGCGUGGGCGUCCUACCUUCCGUGUCUCUCUUUGCCCACGCUUCCGCAUUAAUAAGUUUAUUUACGCGUUCUCCUCUCCGCGUUGCGCUCUCACGAUCCGCGACAAACGCGAUCUGCGUUUGUCGUCGCGAAACGCCAAGUGCCGCGUCCCUCCAGCAGUUCCGCGUCACGCUGCAAUCGGUGUCAGCUGCUUGAUUGUUCGCCCGAUCGAGUGCCUAAUGUCAAACAUGAUUCACGUUUCUUUCCCGAGACGCAUCCCUCAAGCUCGCCCUUUUCUCCUUAGGAUUGAUUGUUUGUUGCGUGAUAUACAUUUAUAACAGAGAGUUUUUAAGUAUUAGUGCAACGUAUUGAAAUGAAUGUCGUUUUGGAAAUAAUAAUUAUUAAAAUAAUAUGUUGACAUAAAUAAACAUAAUUUUUUAAAACUUUUCCUUGUGGCAAUUUAGAACGACGUUAUUUUAAUACAGUACAUAUAUCACAAUAUUGUGUAUGAAAUAUAUAUAGUGUUGCUAUAUCAUUACUUGAUAAUUAACUUACAGUUUACGUGGCAUUUAUUUGUGUGAAGACUCAGUUCAAGUUGUAGAUUUUGAAGUUUAACUUUUAAAUUUAAUUUUUUGAUGCAAUUCAAUGGUGUAUUUGUUAAUGAUAUUUUUUUAGAUCCAGGAGGUGGAGAGUGUGGGGGGACAUUAAUAUGUGCUGGUUGUCUCAAUGCUAUUGAUGAAGAUGAAUUUAUACAGGCAUUAAAUCAGGAAUGGCACAUUGAUUGUUUCCGGUGUUCGGCAUGCGAUAUUGGCCUAUCCUCCUGGUACUUUGAGAAAGAUGGCUUGCUCUUUUGCAAAGACGAUUACUGGGCCGCUUACGGCGAAGCGUGCCAGGGCUGCGGCCAGAUCAUCACAGGCCCCGUCAUGCUGGCGGGCGAUCACAAAUUCCAUCCAGAAUGCUUCGCCUGUACUUCAUGCAGUGCGUUCAUCGGCGAUGGCGAGAGCUACGCGCUCGUCGAGCGGUCCAAGUUGUACUGCGGGGUGUGCUACAAGCGGCAGAUGCAGCCGCUCAACAGGACGGCGAACCACCCGUUCGCCAGGAAACCGCACAGCAUCAGGCUGGUCGAAAUACCACCCAGCACGACCGAUCCGGAUAAGCAGAGGGGAAUCAAACUCACACUAGACACAACUCCCAGUCCCCGCAGUUGCGGCGCUUUGCUGCGCAUUUCAGAGUUAAUGAGAAAUGUUCGUGGAAAGAUCAGUAAGCUGCUGGCCUCUGUGAUGGAGGUCCUAUUUAGGCUAUGCUGCCACUUCUCUAAUCAUAGAUUGAACAUGUCCAGUGAUCUUAUAUCGUUACACAUUGGCGACCGAAUCUUGGAAGUGAAUGGCACCCCCGUGAAAGACCAGCCGGUGGAAAAUAUCGAGAAUCUCAUACAAUAUUCAGAUACAGUUUUACAAUUGACUAUCGAGCACGACCCAGAUGCGGUAUCACGGCGACCCACGUUCUGCUCACCAUCCUCGGCGAUGCUAACAUGCGUCGGCAGUCCCAGAACGAGUCCCGAAGGCAAAGAGCGAUUGUUCAAGCGCCGGGACGAGGGUUACAUGAGCGGUGCACGCAGCCGACAGCUACGAAGAACGAGAGACCCGAUGCACAAGGAACGCAGCAGUUCUAUGUCGCGACUGCUUGAUGGAUCUGCUCCGACGAAUCCUACUUACGACCUGAGCCGCACUAGAUCUUUCCGCGUAGAGCCAAAGAAUCAGAGAAUAUUCCGUGCGAGCGAUCUGGUGAAGGGCGAGCUCCUGGGCAAAGGGUUCUUUGGACAAGUUUUCAAAGUGACGCAUCGCGACACGGACGAGGUGAUGGUCCUUAAGGAGUUGUACCGAGUCGACGAGGAUGCGCAGAAGAACUUUCUGAAAGAGGUUGCAGUACUACGCUCGUUGCACCAUAACAACGUUCUUCGAUUUAUCGGUGUGCUUUACAAGGAGAAGAAACUGCAUUUGGUAACCGAAUACAUAGCGGGCGGCACGUUGAGAGCCCUGCUGCACGAUACGAACGAACCAUUGCCGUGGGAACAGCGUACGUCUUUCGCGAAAGACAUUGCUGCCGGCAUGGCUUAUCUACAUUCGAUGAACAUCAUUCAUCGCGACUUGAAUUCGCACAAUUGUCUCGUUCGCGAGGAUAAGACUGUGGUCGUUGCCGAUUUUGGCCUGGCGAGAAUCAUUCAGAAUGGCAGCUCGCCGGAUAAUCGGAAGUACAAUCGGCAUUCCGACGGGGAAACGAAAGCCUCGAAGAAAGAGCGGAAAAAACGAUACACGGUUGUCGGGAAUCCCUAUUGGAUGGCGCCCGAAAUGAUGAAGGGCAACAAGUAUGACGAGAAAGUGGACAUAUUCAGCUUCGGCAUCGUCGUCUGCGAGAUCAUAGGUCGGGUCCAGGCAGAUCCCGACUACUUGCCCAGAUCAUCGGAUUUCGGCUUGAAUCAAAAUGUCUUCAAGGAGAAAUUCUGCUCCAAUUGUCCCGAAACGUUUUACAUGAUCGCGUUUCUUUGCUGCGACCUGAAUCCCGACAAGAGACCGCCGUUCGAAGUCAUGGAAGUUUGGCUGGAAGGCCUAGCGAUGCAUUUGUCGGUAGGUGCGGAAUUGCCGGCGGAUCUGGAUUUCGAUAUCAGAAAUUAUAAAGGACCGAGUCCAAGCAGCAGCGAGUCCACCACCCCGGAAACUCUGGCGCCGCAGUUGAAGCCUAUCAAGGAGGGUCAGGUGCAUCAGGAGAAGAAGCGGUCCAGCGGCUGCGACGACAGCACGCUAGAACGCGAGGUCGAACCCGUACUACCGGCUAACACGCUUCACGUGCCUGAAGUUGUGAGCCCGCGUAACAGGUACACGAGACAAAGCAGCAAGAGCAACGACGCUUCGGGUAACGCGGGCCGUUACUCGAGACAAAAUUCCAAAUCAAAAGAGCUUGUAUCCGACAAGGAGAAACCCGAGAUCGUGAUCUCGUCCGAUUCCAGUGGUUUCAGCGGGCGAUAUUUGCGGAACAAUAACGUCAAGGUAAAGGACACAUCCCCCGACAUUCCAAACACCUACGCUUACACGAAGCAGGAGACGUAUCCGAGACAGAUCGAGGCGAACGAGUAUAAUUUGACCCGAGUACCCACUGUCGAAAAGAUUAAGUAUGUGGGAAGCGCAAGUCCGUGUGCGGUUUCCGAUGCUCCGGAGUACAUAAUCGACAGCAAAGGCUCGUACAAGAUCAACAACAGCCUAAAACACAAACCGACGGAGAAGUCUAAUGAUACGAGCGGUAGUCAUAAGACAAAGUCGGAGGGCAAGUUCAAGAUACCGGAUGCCGCAAACUCCGUCGGUUCGUACCUGAAGCAAAUCGGGAAAUCUAUCGGCACCCUGGAGAAGGAGAAUAAAGCGAUUAAUAAUCGAAACGGCGCAAACUGCGGUGAGACUGAUGCGAAGAAAGCGACCGGCGAAGGCACCAAGUCAUCCUCCGGAUCGUAUCUGCGAAGAACGAAGAUAUCGCCGACCAAGGAGAUGUCGAAGAACGCGUUUUCCAGCAGAGAGAUUGCCAAGGACAAAAUCGAUGGCGUUUCACCGUUGCAGAAGUCCGUAGGGUCAAAAAUCCCACCGAGCCACGGGAACGUUGUAGGGAACGAGGACGUAAAGGGUAGGUUGUCCCGACAGGAGAGCAACCUAUCCGAUGUCAGUAGUAUCUUGUCGAGACAGGGCAGCCUCACGGUGUUGGACGGCACGUCUAAAUACAAGGAUUAUUCACCAUUCAACACAUUCACAGAGGACGACUUCCGCAAGAAUGACGCUCUCAGAAAACCAAGCACAGGUCUGUACCAUACUGACAGUCUUUAUUCCAACUCUAGUAUCUCAAAGCAGGACGAUUUCAUCAUACCUGACAGACAGAAUAUAAAUAGCGACGGUAAUCACACGGUUGUAGCCAAAUCGAUGGGUGAUGAUACAAAAAACCCGAUGACUUCGUCCAUUUAUGGCGACCUGAAGACGACGCCCAACUGUCUGGUCGAUUACACUGGGUGCUACAAGGGUGUCGAUAUCUGCAGGCAGGAUAGCUUCGGCUCCGACAGUGCACUCGGCACUAUGAAGAGCGAUUUCUUCGCGGAUGUCGAUUUGGCGCAGAUAAGAGACGGCCGGCAUACGCCCGACUUGUGCCAUACUCCCGAAAGGUGCUGCACGCCCAAUCGUCCCAACCGCCCAACGUCGCCGAUAGAGAGUACCGCUUUGUGAAUUAAAACACGGCAGAGGGAAAGAGAGAGAGAGUAACCGCUUUACGGAAUGUAUAAUCUUGCGCAAUUCCUGAUCAUAGGUGAAUCUCAUUUGCUACUAAUUUGAUCUCUUUAUUCAUAAUGUAAGGUCUGGACCAUGUAACAUGCUUAGUUUGUGCAGUAUUAACGUUUUUAGCCAAAUCGUCCAUUAUCUUUAGUUGAACGAUAUAGUUGAAUUCGAUUUUACUAGACGAUAUUUUGAUUAGAUAUUUUUACUGCAACCUAACUUGAAAUGUCGAGGAAUUGAUAAUGGAUGCAACAAAACAGAUGCAAAAUUUCAGACCGGAAUCUAAUUCCGCUAGAUGAAUCAAAAUGAAUGCUGAAGAGAGUAACGAUAACGCGACACACAGUAUUAAUGAAUUUUUUUUGCUAUCGGUUUAUACAAGUUUUUAUAUUAUAGCGACAUGAUUUAACUAGCCUAGUAAGGAUUUUAUUACAUUCCUAUCUUGCCAUGCGGUUUUCAAAAGUGAGAGUUCAAGCGACUAAUCGCGAUUCCGAUGAAGAAAAGCAUUCCAUCCAAAAUACUAUAUUUACACGGAUUAUGCCGGGAUUUUGAUAAGUAUUAUUAUUAGCGUGUGCGCGAAAAGGCGACACUGUGAACAUGUGUUGACUUUGCAGAUUACAAAUUACACGAUACCACGAAAUCAAAAACCGUCAAAAGAGGUAUGGAGUUGGUGCAAAUGCACUUUCUCCAAAAAAUUACACUAUCAUGUAUGUUUUCCCUUAAACUGUGAAACACGUUAUGUAGAUUCAGUUCUUGUAGAAUAGUAUGUAAAAAUUAUAUCUAUUUCCGAGAUGUACAUCACAGUGUAAUAUAUUGUAUACGUUUGUAAUACUGCUGUAUAUGUACAGAUAUAUCGAUAUAUAUAUUAUAUAUGUAUGUACACAUGUACGUGCACAUAAAUAUAUACAUGUAUACAUGCGACGUUUAUAUCCUCGUUACGUGUUCUCUCGAUAUAUUUUGAUAAAGUGAGAUUAUGUGUAUAUUAAAAUGUGACUUAUUUAUAUAUCUCUUCUUGCUGACGACGUGCAUCUUCUUACAUGCUCUUUUAUCGAGGAUAUAGAUGACGGCAAAGUAGUAAAUAUCAUAUGUAUAAAAGAGAAAGCAAAUAAUUUGUAUAUAAUUUUGUACAUAUUCAAAUAUUUGUAACUUUCAAAACACAUUGAUCGAUGUUUGAGUAGUACUAAGUUUUAUACUUGCGACGUAAGUAUACAACGUAGUUCGUUUUGCUAUAUUCUGCCCGAGAUGUAUUUCUUUGCCUCUUCUUUAAUCGCAUGUCGAUUCUAUCUCAGUUCAAGUAAAAUUCCAUGCGUUUGUUGUGCUUUCAUAGAUGCAGUCCCGAGGAAUAAUUUUAAUACUCAUAAUUUUGUCGAAUGUUUUUUUUAUCCAUCUAUCACAACUACAUUGUUUCAUUUCGUUUGAUUGUGAUGCAUGGAAUUAUGCGAUUAAAAAUGCGACUACUUUCCUUUUUCUGACAUAUAAAUGAAUUCCACUUAUAUACAUGUGCACUUAUACAUUGGUUAAUAUAUUAUUUCUCGAAUAAAUGUUUAUUACUUAUGAUAAA
Molecule: messenger RNA, 5968 nt
Organism: Ooceraea biroi (clonal raider ant)
Lineage: Eukaryota; Metazoa; Arthropoda; Insecta; Hymenoptera; Formicidae
Gene: LIMK1
Product: LIM domain kinase 1
Biological process (GO): actin cytoskeleton organization; protein phosphorylation
Cellular component (GO): cytoplasm; nucleus
Molecular function (GO): protein binding; protein serine/threonine kinase activity; ATP binding
Source: RefSeq, a predicted model, not a curated record